This is a messenger RNA of Mycotypha africana, 978 nucleotides long. Its product is annotated as Sucrase/ferredoxin-like-domain-containing protein. The coding region runs from base 1 to 978 and encodes 325 amino acids. The record is from RefSeq and is a predicted model, not a curated record. Lineage: Eukaryota; Fungi; Mucoromycota; Mucoromycetes; Mucorales; Mycotyphaceae. The transcript has 2 exons.
AUGUCUCUUUUUAAAUCAUUAACUAGUUUAAUAAGUAAAAACGAAAACACAACUGACGAAAGUCAACUACAGCAGCAACUGGAUGAAGUAAAGGGAAAGGAAGAUAACGGGCAUCCUCCCGUUGGAAUUGAUCAGAUCCCUCCAUCCGAUGUUUUAGUCACCGAUUGCUGUGAUUGUGAUAAAGACUGUUUGGAACAUCAAAAAUACCCUCCUCUUAACUUUGAUACCGAAACGCGUUUACUCGGUUCCAUGCUUCCUUAUGGACGUCAUGUCAUGAUUGCUACAGCUCAGAGUGAUUGGCCAGCUCGAAUUGAAGAAGACUAUGGUACACUUGCUGCUAAUCUACAAGCAUUACUAGCAAACAAUCCUAUGCCUUGGAGAACGUUUGUAACAAAUACUUCACAAAUACCCUCGCAUGGAUCAGAAGUACACUGUGGCCUUGAUGUGACUAUUCUGCCAGACAAUAUCAUACUCGGUGAUGUGACGCCUGAUGAUGCUCAACUUAUUUAUGAUGUAUUCUGUAAAAGACCGUUGCCAGCCACAGACGAAGUGAAUAUUGAGGAGGAAUUUAAAAAUGUUGAUUUGAAAAUGUUAAAGAUAUUCCCAGUCUUGUACGAUUCAAUGAUUUUGAUAUGCUCACAUAGAAAAAGAGACAAGCGUUGUGGUGUAACGGCCCCAAUUCUACAUCGUGAAUUCGACCAUGUUUUAAGAGAUUUAGAUAUAAACGAUGGUGAAGGUGGGACAACUGUGAUGAUGGUUAGUCACAUAGGAGGUCAUAAAUACGCAGGCAACGUUAUCACUUAUAUCAACAGAGGAAGAACUGGUAUUUGGUAUGGACGUGUCAAAACCUGCCAUUGUAGAGAAAUUGUUGAACAAACUAUUCUCAAAGGAAAGGUCAUUAAAGAAUUAUAUCGUGGGUCCAUGUCCCAUAGUUUUGGUGAUGUUGAAAAGAAUAAAAAAUGUAGGCUAGAAUGGUAG